UGACAAAGGGGGAAGUGAAGAGCGAGAAGAAAAGAAUGGCAGGAUCAGCUGAGAAGUUGUUGUUAUGUUUUAAUAUGUUUCUUGUACACCUACAGUUGUGGUCGUUUUUGCUGCCAAUCUCCUACUCGGCAACUGUCACAUAUCUUCCUGGGUUUCAGGGCCCUCUUCCCUUUGAAUUGGAAACUGGGUACGUGGGUGUAGGGGGGGAGUCGGAGGAGGAUGUGCAGCUGUUUUACUACUUUAUAAAGUCGGAGAAGAAUCCAAAGAAAGACCCUGUUUUGCUUUGGCUCACAGGGGGCCCUGGUUGCUCCAGUUUAUCUGGCCUUCUUUAUGAGAUUGGUCCACUUCGUUUGGUGAUGGAGGAGUACACGGGCAGCCUACCCAAUCUCAGUUAUAAUCCAUAUUCAUGGACAAAGGUAGCGAGCAUAAUUUUUGUAGACUCGCCUGUAGGGACUGGAUUCUCCUACUCCAGAAGCUCCCAAGGAUAUCAGACUGGCGACUUCGAAUCAUCUAAACAUCUUUACCAAUUCCUUUCCAAGUGGAUGAUUGGCCACCCAGAGUUUGUCGAGAAUCCCUUCUAUGCUGCUGGAGAUUCAUAUUCUGGCAGGACCGUUCCGCUUGUUACUAAACUUAUAUCUGAUGGCAAUGAAGCUGGUAGUGAACUGUUUAUCAAUAUUAAAGGAUAUAUACUCGGCAACCCUACAACAGAUCCAGUUCUUGAAAGCAACAAAUUAGUGCCAUAUGCUCAUGGGAUGGGUCUUAUAUCAGAUGAACUUUAUGAGUCAGUGAAGAAUAGUUGUGGAGAGAACUAUGUACAAAUAGAUCCCACCAAUGUACAAUGUUUGAAGGAUAUACAGUCAUUCCAUAAGUGCAUUUCAGGACUAAACACUGCACACAUUUUGGAGCCAUUAUGUGAUUUUGGAUCCCCAAAACCCAAAGAGAGAGUCGGAGAUAGAAGAUCUCUUACGCAGAAUUAUAAGGAGUACUUCCUCGUUCCACAUCCCUCUAAUUCUGUACUUGACUGCAGGGACUAUGCUUAUUAUUUAACAGAGUGCUGGACGAAUGAUAAUAGUGUCCGUAAUGCUCUCCACAUCCAUAAGGGAUCCAUUGGGAAGUGGCAAAGGUGUCACCGUGACCUACCUUAUUCACAUGAAAUCCAAAACAGCAUUCAAUAUCAUGUAAAUCUCAGUAAAAAAGGUUAUCGAUCUUUAAUAUACAGUGGUGAUCAUGACAUGAUGGUUCCGUUCGUGGCUACGGAAGCUUGGAUAAAAUCUCUCAACUACUCUAUCAUUGAUGAAUGGAGGUCAUGGAUCGUUGAGGGCCAAAUAGGCGGAUAUACCAGGACUUAUUCCAACCGCAUGACAUUUGCCACUGUAAAGGGAGGAGGGCACACGGCUCCAGAGUUCAAGCCUAAGGAAUGCAUUGCUAUGUUCAACCGCUGGAUUUCUGAAGAACCUCUGUAACCACAUUUAAGUUACAGAGCUCCAAAUCUACUGUUCAGCUUUGCUUUAG
Telopea speciosissima is the source of this 1512-nucleotide messenger RNA. Its product is annotated as serine carboxypeptidase-like 2. Gene Ontology annotation, molecular function: serine-type carboxypeptidase activity; acyltransferase activity, transferring groups other than amino-acyl groups. The coding region runs from base 36 to 1463 and encodes 475 amino acids. The record is from RefSeq and is a predicted model, not a curated record. The transcript is spliced from 14 exons. Gene Ontology annotation, biological process: secondary metabolic process; proteolysis. NCBI's taxonomy places the organism in Eukaryota, Viridiplantae, Streptophyta, Magnoliopsida, Proteales, Proteaceae.